CCCGCUGGGGCAGAGAAGCAAGAAGCGGCACCAUGGCUGGCAAGAAAGUCUGCAUUGUAGGCUCCGGCAACUGGGGCUCAGCCAUUGCCAAGAUCGUGGGUAGCAACGCAGGCCGACUGGCACACUUCGACCCGCGGGUGACCAUGUGGGUGUUUGAGGAAGACAUCGGGGGCAGAAAGCUGACUGAGAUUAUCAACACGCAGCACGAGAAUGUCAAAUACCUGCCAGGGCACAAGCUACCCGCCAAUGUGGUGGCUGUCCCUGACGUGGUCCAGGCUGCGACGGGUGCUGACAUCUUGGUGUUUGUGGUACCCCAUCAGUUCAUUGGCAAGAUCUGCGAUCAACUCAAGGGCCACUUGAAGGCCAAUACCAUUGGCAUAUCUCUUAUUAAGGGGGUAGACGAGGGGCCCAACGGACUGAAGCUCAUCUCUGAAGUGAUUGGGGAGCGCCUUGGCAUCCCCGUGAGCGUGCUGAUGGGGGCCAACAUUGCCAGCGAGGUGGCUGACGAGAAGUUCUGUGAGACGACCAUUGGCUGCAAGGACCCCGCCCAGGGACAGCUCCUGAAGGAGCUGAUGCAGACGCCCAACUUUCGCAUCACUGUGGUGCAAGAGGUGGACACGGUGGAGAUCUGUGGGGCCUUGAAGAAUAUAGUGGCCGUUGGUGCUGGCUUCUGUGACGGGCUUGGCUUCGGUGACAACACCAAGGCAGCAGUGAUCCGACUGGGGCUCAUGGAGAUGAUCGCCUUCGCCAAGCUCUUCUGCAGUGGCUCUGUGUCCUCGGCCACCUUCCUGGAGAGCUGCGGGGUCGCUGACCUCAUCACAACCUGCUAUGGGGGGCGGAACCGCAAGGUGGCAGAGGCCUUUGCUCGCACCGGAAAGUCCAUUGAACAGCUGGAGAAAGAGAUGCUGAAUGGGCAGAAGCUACAGGGGCCCCAGACAGCCCGGGAGCUGCACAGCAUCCUGCAACACAAGGGCCUUGUGGACAAGUUCCCCUUGUUCACCGCGGUGUAUAAAGUGUGCUAUGAGGGCCAGCCGGUGGGCGAAUUCAUCCGCUGCCUGCAGAACCAUCCAGAACACAUGUGAAUGGGCCCGGGCCCGGACAGGCAGCUCCUUUGCCCCAGCGGAGACAAGCAGAAGCGUGUGACACCGGGCAUCAGGACGGUCUCCAGGACUCCUCACCCAGCAGAGUCCUCCCUCUGGAGGACUCUGAGGACAGGAGGCUGUGGGGCUCAGCUGCACACCUGGCCAAGAGCAGUUGAGGCUCAGCCUCUGGGAAGUGUAGAAGAUCUGAGGCCCGGCCGCUGCCUGCUCCAGGGGUGGGGUGGGGGAAGGGAAGGCGCCAAGCUGAGUGUUGCUGUCGCUGCCUCACACACCGGGAAACCGUCCCAAGUCCCAUUAAAGGACUGAAGAAGUACUUUAGCCACAGGGAAGAUGAGGGGAGGCCGCCAAGGGAAGGCCUGGAUGCCUGAGCUGACACAGACCCCGGAGACCCUUCGGCUGACCUGGUCACAACAUCAGUUUGCUAACAAAAUACAAAGCUCUCAAACAGCUCCCUUCUAACUUCUCCUAGCAACAUUCGCGUCCUCUGAAACCUCCGCUUCCCCUCCCCCUCCCCACGGCCGCUCUGGCACAAGGCUUGUUCCUCGCUCUGGCCCCGGGGCUCCCCAUUCUUCCCGGAGACUUCCUGGUUCCUAGAGCUUUGCCAGGGCCUUCCCACCCUGUGUGACCUUUCCCUGUGAGACCGGGCCCCAGCUGCCAGCGCUCUUUGGGGAGCAGGAACUUAAUCUGCUGACAGAGCUACACUUUUUUCAAAGCAGGCUCAGAUGGCUCAGGCUCCCCUGACCUUCCUAUUUGUCCACCUCCCUACUCAGGAGGGCUGGCUGGGAGAAGCAUCAGGUCAGCCAGCCCCUCGACUGCUGACACGAUUUAAAAAGGCAUCCCGACUCCACUCCUUUCUUCUCAGGGUCCUCCCCACAAGGCCGCUUCUCUCUGGAGUCACCACCAACUUCAUGUCUAGCAGAAUGUAGGACUCGUUCUUCCUCAGCUCCGUCAUCCCGUAGUCCUGACACUGUCCUCUCUUGCCCAAGCCAGCCUUUCAGCCAUUCUCACACAGCCAGGAGGGCCACCCAGCCUCUGUAGGCUUGGAGCCCAGGAGCAGCUCAAAGGUUCAGUAGGUUUCCACAAUGGUUGGUGGGUCUUGACAGUCCAAGGCCAGCUCUCCUUGGAAUGAAGUGGUAACCACACACUUCAGGAACUGGGGAACUCGAGGGGAAGGACAAUUGAAAACAGCCUGCCCUGGGGCGAGGGAGAGCAGAGGGGGAUGGGAGCCUGCUUUGCUUUGGCCCUGUUCCAAGGUUGGGUGGCAGCAGGAGAAUGUCACAGAUCAGCAGCCUGGAGCCCUAGCUAUAAAUAGUCCCUAGGAGCUGAGAGGUUUCUCUCUCCACCAGGGGUCUCCAUUUCGCGUGUGGCAGCAACUGGCACACGGUGGCUCUGGUCAGCUAGAUAUUAAACUAACACACUAAGGUGCCAGGCCCCUCUCUGCUCCUAGCCUUUAAGAAUUCGGUCUUAGCAAUGAAGGUCAGCGCUGUCGGGUAAGGUGAAGAGGGAGCCCUCCCACGCAUGACUCAAUUCAGAGCUGUUUCCCCGGAGGCUGGGGCGGGAUGCAGACAGAUUCGAACACCUUAACCUACGUUUGCUCAGUCAACUGUGAAUCUGAGGCCUUCUGUCAGGCCACUUGUCAACCCAAUAAAGUGUGGUUUUUCCAGAAA
Messenger RNA from Apodemus sylvaticus (European woodmouse), 2767 nucleotides. RefSeq names its product glycerol-3-phosphate dehydrogenase 1 (gene Gpd1). Lineage: Eukaryota; Metazoa; Chordata; Mammalia; Rodentia; Muridae. The transcript is spliced from 8 exons. The record is from RefSeq and is a predicted model, not a curated record. The coding region runs from base 33 to 1082 and encodes 349 amino acids. Gene Ontology annotation, biological process: glycerol-3-phosphate catabolic process; carbohydrate metabolic process. Gene Ontology annotation, cellular component: cytosol; glycerol-3-phosphate dehydrogenase (FAD) complex. Gene Ontology annotation, molecular function: NAD binding; protein homodimerization activity; glycerol-3-phosphate dehydrogenase [NAD(P)+] activity.